Thamnophis sirtalis is the source of this 1704-nucleotide messenger RNA. The record is from RefSeq and is a predicted model, not a curated record. NCBI's taxonomy places the organism in Eukaryota, Metazoa, Chordata, Lepidosauria, Squamata, Natricidae.
GUGCCAAUGUAACGGCCAUGCCGACUAUUGCCACGAACUGGAUGGGACCGGCUGCCCGUGUCAAAACAACACUGAAACCGGAGGCUGCCAAAACAGCGCCCAGGCUGACAAAAAGGACUGCUACAAACAACAGUGCGCCAAAUGCCGGGAAUUCUUCCACGGGAAUCCGGUGGGUGGCCACCAGUGCUACCGGCUGAUCAUCGUCGAUCAGGAGAGCUGUUUCGACCCGACGUCCCAACUCAACUGCUUUCACGAACCGAACAUUAAGAACUUGCUCUUUGGACGCUCGGUUUUUUUCGGCGUCCAGCCCAAAUUUACCAACGUGGACAUCCGCAUCACCAUCGACGUGACCUUCGGUGGAGUGGACGUCUACAUCUCUACCUCCUACGAAACGUUCGUGGUGGACGUCGACCGGGCGACGGGCAUCCACUUGGUGAGGAUCGUCCCGUCGGGGGAAGAAACGCCGGUGCGCAGCAACGUGAGCCAGUCCUCCCCGCUGGUACGAGAGGCGCAGGCGCACGGCUUGAUCACCUACAUCACCGUGAGGGAGCAGCAGGGGGUGCUAAUCGUGCGGGGCGUCCGCGAUCGGGUGGUCAUCACUUACCCGCACGAGAUCCACGCUCUGAAAUCCAGCCGCUUUUACGUCAUCUUGCUGGGCAUCGGCGGCAGCAGCCCGAACGUCACCGAGUCUCAGGGCCUGCUCUUUUUCCGCCAGGACCAGGCGCACAUCGACCUCUUCGUCUUCUUCUCCGUCUUCUUCUCCUGCUUCUUCCUCUUCCUCUCCGUCUGCGUCUUGCUUUGGAAAAUCAAGCAGUUCCUGGACUUGAGACACGAGCAACGGCGCCACUUGCAGGAAAUGACCAAGAUGGCCAGCCGGCCUUUCGCCAAAGUGACCAUUUACUUCGAGCCGGAUAAUUUGGGGGCGCCGGCCGAGUUGGUUUUCCUCCCCGCUCGCCCACACAAACUCCCAUCCUUGGCAGCGGCCCAGCCCCUUCCCAGCCGCUUGAAACCCUAUCACGAGGUCCCUUAUCCCGUGGCCCACUUCCGCCGUUCGGAGCCCUUCCUGUCUCAUCUCAUGGGCUACUCGUACUCCAGCUUCCGGGUGGGGCCGAUCACUUUGGAGCCCACGGACGAUGGCAUGGCCGGUGUGGCUACUGUCCUCUUCCAGCUACCGGGUGGGCUGCAGGCCCCCAACCGGGCUUGCCUUGGCUCUGCUCUCGUCACCCUGCGCCACAAUCUCCAGGACUACUGCAGCAGCAGCCACGGCAUGAGCAGCUCGCGCAAAGGACUGCUCAGCCACGAGAACCUGACGAGCAUGUCCCUAUGAGUUAGUGGAGGACUCCGCCCUGCUGGGGCUGAGAGGGGCUUCAGCAAUCUGCCUGGUGGAGGGGCUGAGAAGGGCAAGAACCUUCAGGAGAACAGGCGUGCAAAAUCUCUCCGGCUCGUAUGCCGUCGCUACAGACUUUACGGCCAGCUGGAGAUGCGGCCACCAAACGGAAAAGCCAGAGAUGCUCUCCGAGGCUUGUGUGCGCCUGCUCUGCUGCCCUCCUGCUUGGGAGGGUCCUCGGGCCAACUCAGUAUGAAUGGAUGGCAUCGGCCGCAGGGGUCUCGAACCUGGGUGACUUUCCGACUGGUGGACUUCAACUCCCAGAAUUACAAGGCACAGUUAAAAAAAAUAAAAUAAUUGUUUGUGGACUUCAACUC